Molecule: messenger RNA, 824 nt
Organism: Hordeum vulgare subsp. vulgare (domesticated barley)
Lineage: Eukaryota; Viridiplantae; Streptophyta; Magnoliopsida; Poales; Poaceae
Product: peptidyl-prolyl cis-trans isomerase CYP18-1
Exons: 2
Coding region: 101-583 (160 amino acids)
Biological process (GO): protein peptidyl-prolyl isomerization; protein folding
Cellular component (GO): catalytic step 2 spliceosome
Molecular function (GO): peptidyl-prolyl cis-trans isomerase activity
Source: RefSeq, a predicted model, not a curated record
ACCCAGACACGCACGCAGACCGCCUUCCCCCUCCUCCUCUCCGCUUCCAGACUCUUCCCCUCGCCGCCGGCCGCCGCCCCGUCCGCCCCGCCGCGCCGCCAUGUCGGUGACGCUGCACACGAACCUGGGGGACAUCAAGGUGGAGGUUUUCUGCGACCAGGUGCCGCGGACGGCGGAGAACUUCCUGGCCCUGUGCGCCAGCGGCUACUACGACGGGACGGUGUUCCACCGCAACAUCAAGGGGUUCAUGGUGCAGGGCGGCGACCCGACGGGGACGGGCAAGGGCGGGGCGUCCAUCUGGGGCGGCAAGUUCGCGGACGAGUUCCGGGAGGCGCUCAAGCACGGGGCGAGGGGCACCCUGUCCAUGGCCAACUCGGGGCCCAACACCAACGGCAGCCAGUUCUUCAUCACCUACGCCAAGCAGCCCCACCUCAACGGCCACUACACCGUGUUCGCCAAGGUCAUCCACGGCUUCGACGUGCUCGACCUCAUGGAGAAGACCCCCACCGGCCCCGCCGACCGCCCCCUCGCCGAGAUCCGCCUCAACCGCGUCACUGUCCACGCCAACCCGCUCGCCGGAUAACUUCUCUUGCAUCCUCCAUCUCGUUCAUGCCUUGUUUCCUGAUCUUCUGCUUGCACGUGUAAUUUGCGAUGUUUGAAGCGAGGGAAUGGAUGCGAGAAUUGCUGUCAUCAGUAGUGAAAUUUACAUGUUUCAGCUGUGAGAGAGUUUGUCACCUGAAUUUUAGUUGCCUGAAUUCAGCGAUGUUUGUUACCCAUCAGUGCUGGGUGGUUAUAUUGACUGAUUAUACAAGUGUUUGGUUAAA